CAAGCUGCUAUUCUUUUGCUUCUUCUCCCACAUCAUUCCCCCAUCAUUUCCUUUCCUCUUCUUUCUCACUCUUACCACCCCGAGCAUAUCGUUUUCUCUGCUUUUUUCUCCUUUUCCCUAAAAUAUCCAUCUCCAUAUGAUAUCCAUAUGAUAUUCAUGUGCUCGGCGUGCCCCUUUUUACUGCUAAUUUCAGCCCUUGAUAAAAGUGAACAGUUUCAAAACUUGCACUGUUUUCACCAUCAUUAAUUCUUGGCAGCCUGCCUCUAUCACUGCACCUAUUCUUAUACUACUACGUCAGGCUUCCUAGCCUAUUGGUGACUCGACUCCUUAGCAUCUUACCUUGUUAAAUAUAGGAAGGAUUGCUUUUUGUCUUAUACCUAUUCAAGCUUGGUUUUUGAUAAUUACAGCAAUAUAAUCACGACGACAGAAUGCCCCGACCUGAUAGCAGCGUCAAACGCGAACGUGGUGGUUCCCCAGCACCAAGUGCCAGAUCAGGAACUAUGGGACCACCCUCCCCCAAUCCGCUCAAGCGGAAAGUUCCUCCCAGUGAGAGUCAUCACUCGAUGGCGCGAACUUUCAAUAGAUCCUUUGCGCCCAGCGCUGAGACGAUUCAGCGAAGGGACGAUGAGACUGAACCCAUCUUCAUGGAAAUGAGAUAUCGCCAAGACAGCCUCAGAAGCCGCCAGCAAGGCUCGCCAGUAUCGCAGAACGCCGAUGCUAGCUUCUUACAACAGAGUUUCUCCCAUCACACCUUUGCCGACAUUGGACUUAGACAGAAAGCUUGUAAUGAUACACUUGGGGACCUUCAGACGCUCGGCGUAUCUCACGUUGUUCCCCUUCCUGAACUUGUUCUGGUUGGCGACCAGUCAUCUGGCAAGUCCAGUUUAAUGUCUGGGCUGGCUCGCAUCAACCUCCCGAGAAGCGCUGGUGUAUGCACACGCUGCCCUCUCCAUAUUCGCUUGAUCAGUAGUAAGACCGAUCAUUGGUCAUGCACUGUCUCCCUGCAACAAGAUUAUGAUUUCCAGCCACAUCCCGAUCGUAAACCGGAGCUAUCAGACGUUACGUUGGCAACGCCGUUCCCUCCCUGGGUUGCGAAUAACCACCGGGAAAUAAAACCAUUCAAGACAAUUUUCAAUCCCUCUGAGAUUGAGGAAGUCCUCCGCUGGGCCCAGAUUGCUAUAUUAAAUCACAACCGUAACUUCGAGAUUUUCAUACCCGGCGAAGGUGCCUUUGCUAAAGAAACGCCCCUUGAUGUUGCGGCUCGGGAGACGGAUGCACAAUUCUCUCCGAACAUCGUUGCCUUAGAGAUGAGAGGACCCGGUCUCCCAGAUCUGAGUUUUUAUGACUUGCCCGGAGUCUUCCAAUCUCCAGAAAAGGAAGAAGACAUGUACGUGGUAAAAGUCGUCGAGAAUCUUACUCUUGACUAUAUCAAACGGGACAAGGCCAUUAUUAUGUGGGCUCUUCCAAUGAACGUUGAUGUGGAGAACUCUAUCUCUUUAAGCAUCAUCCGCAGAGCUAAGGCUACGCGUCGAACCAUCGGUGUCAUGACGAAGGCGGACCAACUUCCUCCUCAGAAUAUUUCUAACUGGCUAUCUAUGUUCCGCAAUGACAACCAGCUCGUCGGACAUGGCUUCUUUGCCACAUCGCGUCCGCCGGAUCAAGCGCUAGAGAAUGCAGCGAAAUGGGAAGAACUCUUCUUCAAUCGCGAGAUUAACGGUAUCCAAUGGCCCACCGAAUUCGCCGAGUUCAAGGACCGUUGCGGCGUCGAAGUUCUGCUAAUGUACCUAUCGUCUAAGUUAGGGGAAGCCUUUACUGAGAGCCUUCCUUCGAUCAAAAACACGGUUCUCACACGUCUCAAAGUUAUUGAGAGCGAAUUGGCUGCCCUGCCCGAACUCCCCCCUAAUGUGGAACAUGAGGUGAAAAAGAGCUUGUUCGAUUUUCUUCACCAGAUGAAAAGCGCGAUGCGGAAUACUGCGUUCUCGGCUGAAUGGAACGCCUUGAACAGCCAGUUCCAAGACUGCAUAUUCAGAAUAAAACCAACCUGUUCAGUCAAAGAUUCAGAGCGCCAAACAAUCGACAUUUCUGGAGCUGAUUCAGAACCUACCACGCCGACGCCACAUAGGCCUCGACCUACUGAUUCGACUAUGCGAAACCUCACAACGCCCAGCAGGCGCCAGCGCCAAGAAAAUGCAGCAACCCCGGUAAAGAACGAGGAAAUAUCAAUGGGGGUGUCACGUACCCCGUCUGUGGUCAUCGGCUUAGGAUCUAAUCCCUUGGAUCCCUUCACCCAAUACUCACAGCUUGGUCGAAGAAUGAUGGACAUUAGAGAAAUCCGCCGAGAAAUUUUAUCGAAGAAGAGGCCCGGCAUGCCCCGAGACUUGGUCCCAGACGAAGUUCGCGAGAAUCUAUGUUUAAAGGCAGUCAGAACGUGGCAAGCGCCUCUAGAAACUUAUAUCAGCAAAACAGCGGAGCUCCUAAAGAAAACGGCUAACGCCGCCCUCGAAAGCUCUCUAGAGUCAUUGCGCAGCCGGUUGAUCUUCAAAGAUUGUAGAAAGUAUCUAGGCGAAUUUAUCGACGAGACGGUCGCCAGCCAGAGGGGACGCCUAGCAGAGAUAUUUGACUCCGAAACCUACCAGCUUUACAUGAUGAACGACGAUGCGUUCCAUCGUUACAAGGCACAGGAAAUGGAACAACUCUCGCGCAUGCGCGGACUUGUUCGUCUGAAGGCUUUGACUCUCAUCGAUUGGGAAUAUCCAAUUAAGAGUUUAGAAAGAAUGUCCGAGGAGGAGAAAGCCAAGGAACGUAAGAUACUUGACGCCACUCUACCCAAGGCUGGGAAAGACCCUUACGAUACCGAAAUUGAGGUUGCCGGUUUUGUUCGCGGAUAUUACAUGAUGGCCGCAGCGCGGUUCGUAGAAGGUGUGACGAUGAAUGUUAAUUCGCAUCUUUUCCGCACGUACCGAGAAAGCCAGCUUGACGACUACUUGGAUUCCAAGUUUUACAUCUUCGGCCAAUCUGAUUCAGGGCUGUAUGAGAGGUUAAUGGAGGAAGAUAUGAACACCGCCAAAAGGAGGGAACAGCUAAAAGCAGAAAUGGACAAGCUCGUGAGAGCCAUGCACAGUAUUAACAACCUGGAGAGGUCAUCCAAUGAUAGCAGUUUCCGGCCGACAUAUGUGAACUCUAUCAACUCCGACAGCGAGAUGGACGGUACUGCGUAGUGUUGGACCAUGGUUAAGUCGCAUGGAGGAACGCUGUUUCUCAACUUUACUUUGCGCUGAGAGACAACUUGGCAAUCUAUUGUGGUUCCUGACUUUCUUGUGCUGGUUUAGGUACGCUCCAGUUGGAAAAGGUGUAAGAAACAAGCCAAAUCACAACUUUACGUCUGGAUAUAUAACUGUGUGCUAAAAAACCUAGGACGAUCGGGCGAAUUUCAACUAGGAUCCCCUGGAUGCUAGCAACCUGGGCUUGUCAUUUAAAUAGGUGUACCAUGUCUGUUGUGUAUUAGGUACUACGCAAUCCUAUAGGAGAUAUGUAGCUUUACUCAAUGUUACCACCAAUUUUCGUUA
Molecule: messenger RNA, 3566 nt
Organism: Daldinia caldariorum
Lineage: Eukaryota; Fungi; Ascomycota; Sordariomycetes; Xylariales; Hypoxylaceae
Product: P-loop containing nucleoside triphosphate hydrolase protein
Exons: 8
Coding region: 429-3218 (929 amino acids)
Cellular component (GO): microtubule; membrane; cytoplasm
Molecular function (GO): GTPase activity; microtubule binding; GTP binding
Source: RefSeq, a predicted model, not a curated record